Molecule: messenger RNA, 1346 nt
Organism: Tarenaya hassleriana
Lineage: Eukaryota; Viridiplantae; Streptophyta; Magnoliopsida; Brassicales; Cleomaceae
Product: probable tRNA N6-adenosine threonylcarbamoyltransferase
Exons: 4
Coding region: 154-1179 (341 amino acids)
Biological process (GO): tRNA threonylcarbamoyladenosine modification
Cellular component (GO): cytoplasm; EKC/KEOPS complex
Source: RefSeq, a predicted model, not a curated record
AAAGGGGGAAACGAAACGAAACAAGUCUGCCUCUGUGACUCUCGCCGACGGCAAGCUUUAGGGUUUUGAAGACAUAUCUGCCGUGAGCUCGCACUCUCCCUCUUCCUCGGGACGGCCCCAUCGUCGCUACCCAAUGCAACCUGUGGAAACAAAAUGAAGAAAAUGAUAGCUCUAGGGUUCGAGGGAUCAGCCAACAAGAUCGGGGUCGGGGUUGUAACUCUAGACGGUACAAUCCUUUCCAAUCCUCGUCAUACGUACAUAACCCCGCCUGGGCAUGGGUUCCUUCCGCGAGAAACAGCGCAGCACCAUCUCGAACAUGUUCUUCCCUUAGUCAAAUCAGCUCUGGAAACCGCCCAGAUUUCUUCCAAAGACAUCGACUGUCUCUGUUACACAAAGGGUCCAGGAAUGGGAGCUCCACUGCAGGUCUCAGCCAUUGUUGUUAGGGUUUUGUCGCAGCUGUGGAAGAAGCCUAUCGUUGCCGUGAAUCACUGUGUGGCUCACAUCGAGAUGGGAAGGAUAGUAACUGGGGCUGAUGACCCGGUUGUUCUUUACGUGAGUGGUGGGAACACUCAGGUGAUUGCUUAUAGCGAAGGUAGGUAUCGGAUAUUUGGAGAGACGAUUGAUAUCGCUGUCGGGAACUGCUUGGAUCGGUUUGCUCGGGUCUUGAAGCUGUCUAAUGACCCGAGCCCUGGUUAUAACAUCGAGCAGCUUGCGAAGAAAGGAGAAAACUUUAUUGAUCUUCCAUACGUUGUCAAAGGAAUGGAUGUGUCGUUUAGCGGAAUCUUGAGUUAUAUCGAAGCUACCGCCGAAGAGAAGCUCAAGAACAAUGAGUGCACCCCAGCAGACUUGUGCUAUUCCCUUCAAGAGACGUUGUUUGCGAUGCUGGUGGAGAUAACGGAGAGGGCGAUGGCUCACUGCGACAAGAAAGACGUUCUGAUAGUGGGAGGCGUCGGCUGCAACGAGCGGCUGCAGGAGAUGAUGAGGACGAUGUGCUCAGAACGCGGCGGUCAGCUUUUCGCGACUGACGACCGCUACUGCAUCGAUAACGGAGCGAUGAUCGCUUACACUGGCCUCCUUGCGUUUGCAAACGGAGUUUCCACGCCGCUGGAGGAGUCUACGUUCACUCAGCGGUUCCGAACGGACGAGGUGCACGCCAUUUGGAGAGAGAGCAAAGCAUGAAGAAGACAGAUAAUAACGUUGUCGCGUCUUGAAAAGGAGAACGAACAAUACUUGCCGUGUUUAUUUGUAAAAUUAUAUCCAUUUUUCUGUAUCCAUUUUGAGAAUUGAUUUUUGUUUUUUUUUUGUUUGUCAGUGUUAAAUUCAAUAUAGAAAAUUCCAUAACCAUA